Messenger RNA from Uranotaenia lowii, 1276 nucleotides. It is a transcript of the gene Rtca, whose product is annotated as RNA 3'-terminal phosphate cyclase. The coding region runs from base 131 to 1207 and encodes 358 amino acids. The record is from RefSeq and is a predicted model, not a curated record. NCBI's taxonomy places the organism in Eukaryota, Metazoa, Arthropoda, Insecta, Diptera, Culicidae. Gene Ontology annotation, cellular component: nucleus. Gene Ontology annotation, biological process: RNA processing. Gene Ontology annotation, molecular function: RNA-3'-phosphate cyclase activity. The transcript is spliced from 5 exons.
UGCGCGAAAAAAAAGGUAAACAUUACCCCACGAUUUUUUUUGAUAAACUCCGGUGUUAACAGAAUUAAAAAUUUACAAGAAAAGUGUUCAUUUAAUACGUUUUGAAACAGUCACAUUGAUAAAGUAAAUAAUGGCAGAUAUACUGGACAUCGAUGGAAGCACGCUUGAAGGGGGAGGUCAAAUCCUACGAAUGUCCCUUUGCUUCAGUGUCCUAUGUCGGAGAUCGAUUCGUAUCUAUAACAUUCGCGCCGGUCGGAAGAAACCGGGUCUCGCAGCACAACACCUGACAGGUGUCGCACUACUACGAGAUAUUUGCCGAGCCAGGGUUCAGGGUCUCCAGAUCGGUUCCACGGAGUUGGAAUUCCACCCCGGCGAUAUAGGGCAAGGCAAAUUCGACGGGCAUGUACAAACGGCCGGAAGCAUCAGUUUGCUUAUUCAAGCCGUGCUGCCGGUAGCAAUUUUUGGUGCCGGUUCCAUUACUUUGGAUUUGAAGGGAGGAACUAAUGUGGAUAUGGCACCUCAGGUCGAUUUCAUGACCGAAAUUUUCCGCCCCAAUAUGGAAAAGUUCGGUGCCACCUUUGAUUUCGACCUUUUUCGGAGAGGCUAUUUUCCGAAAGGCGGUGGCCACUGCGUGGUACACAUUAAACCGGUGCGGACUUUGAAACCGGUGUCUUCAGUCGAUUUCGGAAGUAUUAGUAAAUGUUACGGGUGGAGCUUCGUGGCAGGGAAUGUGCCUAUGAGAGUAUCCAAAGAUGCUUCUAACGGUGCUAAGAAUGUGCUUCAAAGGCUACAGCCUCCAGAAAUCGACAUAGAUGAAUACAAGGAAAGUGUCGACAUGGCACCGGAUAACUGCUCUGGGAUUAUCCUAGGUCUUCAGACCACCACCGGUGCCAUUCUGGGCGCGGGGUCGCUCGGAAACCGGCAGAAGGACUCCUUCCAAAUGGGACUGGAAACGGCCAACAUUAUUAAAGAGGCGCACAGUGUGGGAGCAUGCGUUGAUCGGCAUGUUCAGGAUAUGCUGGUGGUGCUGAUGGCAUUGGCCGAUGGUCGCAGUGCGGUCAAAACCGAGCCACUUACCAUGCACACCAAAACUGCCAUUCACAUUGCCCAGCUGAUGACUAGGGCUAAAUUUACGGUAACAGAACAACCAAAUGGGUGUUGUCUGAUAGAAUGUGACGGUAUCGGAAUGAAAAAUAGGUAUCUUUGAAUUUGUUUUUAAAGUCAGGUAAGUAAUCAUUCCUGAGUUAAGUUGAAUAAAUUUGAAGGCUAAAUAAUC